This is a messenger RNA of Lymnaea stagnalis (great pond snail), 333 nucleotides long. Lineage: Eukaryota; Metazoa; Mollusca; Gastropoda; Lymnaeidae. The record is from the annotation of a GenBank genome assembly.
AUGGGACGAAUCGGGGCAGUUUAUUAUCAGCAGGGAAAUCUCGAUAAAGCGAAAACGAUAUUUGAAGGAUUAGUCGAAUUAGACCCGGACAGCGCAGAGGCACAAUCGGCUCUUGGAGCGUUGCUGACACUAAAGCAAGAGGACGAAAAGGCGAUUGAACAUUUGAAAGCCGCCGUUGCGCUGAACCCGCGUCAAAUCGCGCCGUAUGUAAAUUUGGGCGAAAUUUUCAUCCGGCAGCAGCGUUUGGAAGAAGCGGUAGAAAACUUGAAAAAAGCCAUCGAACUCGAUCCGAACGAACGCGAUUCAGGAGCGAACCGUGCGAGAGCAAUGGUU